AUUGCCCGACACCAGCAAGAAAUUCACAGAAAAUCCCAGAAAUUCACAAAAGUUGUGUUUAAUUAUGAGGAAUCCAUCUAUCUAAUUUUUUCUACAACAACUGCAGUGGUUCAAGGUGGGCAAGAGAUCCCGUCUUAUUUUGCAUAUCUUAAAUUACCAUAGUAUUCGGAUUUGUGCUCCAUUUUUGCCUUCGAUCUUCAUGUAUUUCGCGCAAUAAUCCUCGAAAAUGUGUGGUACCCUGACGACAGUGCAGACGAGGCCAGACCCCGAUUCCUCCGACAACCGAGGAGCAAAAAUGAGUAAUGGAGUGUUCACUUUUUCUGCUGAUACGUUGAGAAACUGCAAAACAAACUGUCCUCCGACCACGCUUUUUGUUUUUGUCAGCAUGUUAACAAAUGCUAAUGGUUCUUCCGAGUAAAUUUUCAGCAGCUCCACCACUCUAGUAUCCAUGAAAUGUGAAACUUAUCCACCAAUAAUAAACGCACAAUAUCCACCAAUACCGAACAAACAGUAUCCAACAGUAACAAAGACACAAUUUCCAGUAGUGGUGAACAAACAGUAUGCACCAGGAAUGGAUACAGUAAUUGGCCCGCUGGUGGCAACACAAAGAGGCGGCGUGGGACAGAUGUUCCUGCAUGGCAGUGGCGACGAUGAAGUAGAUGGAGGAGGCGUCAUGAUGACAGAGAAUCGGGGAGCAGGUACUUUGGUAGACAUGGGAGCUGAGUGGGGGGGAUGUUGCACGGAUUUACAGGAAACAAUCAUUUCAGGGGGGCGUGUUUUUGAAAUUACGGGGAGCGUUAGUACGGAUGGGGUGAUGAAGACAUUUAAAUGUUGUUAUGAGCAGGUUUAUAUGAAUGUAACGUCAACGCUCCAAGCAGGAGGAAAAAGAGAAUUCAACAUUGUGUGGAAUGUUUGCGUUCAUUUGCGGGAGGGACAAGAUUUCGAAAAAGAACAUUUGUUUUUGAAAGGAUACACGCAGUGGCUACUGCAGGCCAGAGUGGUAAUGAGUGUGGUCAUGGUAGGUAGCAACAGAAAGGUGGGAGUAAUAAGCGGUGUGUAGAAAUAAGAUGAUACAAAUAGGACGAAAAUGACUGUGGCAAUGAGUGUGGUCAUGGCGAGUGCAUGAAAACAACAACGUAGGAGUCAGACAUAGCAGUAGUAAGCAGCGUGUAUGUAGGUAAGCGCUAGUUUGAUCGGGACAUUCAGC
Messenger RNA from Lentinula edodes (shiitake mushroom), 1207 nucleotides. RefSeq lists its product as uncharacterized. The transcript has 4 exons. Lineage: Eukaryota; Fungi; Basidiomycota; Agaricomycetes; Agaricales; Omphalotaceae. The record is from RefSeq and is a predicted model, not a curated record. The coding region runs from base 449 to 1060 and encodes 203 amino acids.